This is a messenger RNA of Pangasianodon hypophthalmus (striped catfish), 2916 nucleotides long. Its product is annotated as putative C-type lectin domain family 20 member A. The coding region runs from base 554 to 1543 and encodes 329 amino acids. The transcript is spliced from 7 exons. Lineage: Eukaryota; Metazoa; Chordata; Actinopteri; Siluriformes; Pangasiidae. The record is from RefSeq and is a predicted model, not a curated record.
ACAAGAACUUUGUGAAGUAUACACUCAAUUUCUUUGUGUCUUUGACAUUACUAAGCCUGUUUAUUCUCUUGAUCUUGACUUUGUUCUUUGUUUUGUGCAUUUUGUCUACUCUCUGACAUCCUGUUUAUUGAUCCCCUGACCUCUGCCUCUCCCUGGUUUUUUGAUUAUUGCUCUGUCUGCCACUCUGCCACCAAACUUCCUUUAGAACAUGCCGGAACGAGGUAAGCUUGGUGGCAGAGUGUCUGAGAGAGUUCUGUGCGUACCCUGCCCAUGGGAGGAAUUGUGCCCAGUCCUCCUGGUUGUUGGCACAGAAAGUGUGCAGGAAGCGUCCGAUCUCUACUUGGCCAUUGUAUUGAGGGUGAUAGCCAGACAUCAAGCUUACCGAAACUCCCAGUUUAUCCCUUGUUCCCUGGAAUGCUAACCCCACUGCCUCACCUGCGGUGGACAGCUGGUUCUUGAGACGUGUGUCCUUUUCCACUGAACAACCUUCAUCAUCCACUUGUGUGUGCUGGGUCUGCUUAAGGACCGUCAUCUUGUCCCUAGCGAGGUCAUCAUGGCUGCAUCACACACCGGACAGGCAGGUGAGUUUCAACACAUGAUGGAGCAGCAUCUGUUCAUACUCCUGUUUUUCACAGGAGUCGUCCCCCUCGUCCAGUCUGUCUCUCGUAAGUACUAUCUGAUCCACCAGGAGAAAACAUGGAGUGAGGCUCAGGCUUACUGCCAAGCCGAACACACUGACCUGGCUAUCAUCGCAAGUAAUGAUGACAUGGUUCAACUUCAGAAUGAAAUACAGAGUGAACAAUUCAGUUCCAUUGCUUGGAUUGGACUGUACAAUGACAUCAACAGCUGGCGCUGGUCUCUUGGAAAUGAGCCACUGGGAAGUAUGAGAACGUGGUAUCCAGAACAGCCUGACAACUACUAUGCACGUGAUGAGUGUGCUGUGAUAAGUCUGAGUGGUUGGUUUGAUGAACUGUGUACGUACCUAUUUCCCAUCGUGUGCUUUGAUGACACUCAAACUGGCAAUCAGAGCUACAUUUACAUCUCUAAUACCUUUACAUGGCAUGAAGCUCAGGCUUACUGCAGAACGCAUCAUACAGAUCUGGCCAGUGCUAGAGAUGAAACAGAAAACUCAGUUAUAAUGGGACUGACCCCUGACUGGACUUGGUUUGGUCUGUUCAGAGACUCCUGGAAGUGGAUAGACCAAACCAACUUCUCUACCAUCAGCUGGAUGCCUGGAGAACCUGAUAAUGCCCUGUGGAAUGAAAACUGUGGUUAUUUUUAUAAUGAUCAGGUUUCUGAUGCACAGUGUUCAGCCAUAAUGCCUUUCUUCUGUUACUCAGUAAUCACGGGACAACAACAAAUCCUAAGGGUGAAAGUCCGGUCCAAUCAGGAUGUGAAUGAUCCUGCAGUAAAGGUGGCCAUCUUAGAGCAGAUCAAGCAGAAACUAAAGGAUCAUGGGAUGGCAGAGAACAUCACAUUGAAAUGGAGAGAGCAGCCAGAUGGAAAGGUGUUUCACAAGGAGAUAGAAAAUAACACUACAUAAAAAAGAGAACUCUAAGCCUUUAGCUGAAUCUCAAACUGAAAGUAGCUAUUUUAGUGAGAGUAAUAUGAUCAAACUGUGCAGAGGUGGAAAAAGUACUGAGAAGUUAUACUUAAGUGAAAGUGUAGAUAAUGUGUCAGUAGCUUACUCAAUUAAAAGUGGAAGUAUCCUGUCAAAAAAAGUAAAAAAAAAAAAAAAAAAGUUUAAAAUGUUUUUUGUAAUGUAGUCAAGUAGUAAAAAGUAAAUGUUUUUAACUGAUGAAAUUCAGUUAUUGUGAUUUCUUCCUGUGAAAAGAAACUUUUAUGACUUAUUUAAACCUGUUAAAAGACGAGGUUUGUUUGAAAGCAGUUCCGCACUCAGUGCGAGGGGGAAAUACCCGACACACUGACUGGGGGAAAGAACAACAGAUUUGUUCAACAAGUACUUUGAAAGUGUAAAAAGAAAAUUAAAUAAAUUAAAAAUUACGUUUUCUUGUAAAAUAUAAUUAAUAACACUUACGUAAAGUAUAAAUACACCAAAAUAAUACUUUAGUAUAGUGAGGAAAUACAGUUACUGAAGGAAUUUCCACCGCUGACUCUGGGAAGUUUAAUGAGAGUUCACUAUUAAAGGGAUGGUGAAGGAAAAAGCUCUUUACACUAAGUUUCUAUUUCAGUAUAUUUCUAAGGUAAUAUUUGUAUUUUUCAUUUAGCUGUCUAUAAUGUCUCUUUCCUCAAAAUGUAGUUGAUCAGCUGAGGGUCUUUACUUCUUUAGAUGCUAAUGUAGCUAAUAUGUAAUGAAAGUCUAUCUCACCCAAAAUAUUUUCGGUAAAAAUACACUCAAAUCUUUGUAUACUCACUUCAAAUGACAUUUUUAGAUCUGUAAUCUUGUGUAACUCAUAUAUAGAUGUUCUUAUUGCUUUCCUUAUCAUGAGCAUUAACUAACUGUUCUAUUCCUGAUGCAGUAGAGUAUGUGAUGUGAGAAUCAGGGAAUAAUGUGCAGGAUAUUUCCCUCUGCUGAGUCUCUCCUGCUUCCUCCUGAGCUCCAUCUGCAGGAGCUCCACUGUGGUCCUCGUUUCACUCACUGGGCUCUAAAGCUCUGAUGAUGUCUGUAAAGUUGCUCUGAAACAUUCUCUACUGUAAAAAGCUCUAUAACAAUACUAUUCUAUUCACAGCUCAUGAUACACCCUGUCCACGCAAUCACGUUUAACAUCACACUGCUCACUAAACAAUAAAUCUGUUUCCUGUAUAUUAGCUACACUAAUAAUUUUAAUAACUCUGAGACCUUUACUUCUUAAUUUUAUUGUUUUCAGGAUUGGACUGAUACAGAAAAUGUCAAUUUCAGCAUUUUAAUCAUCUGAUUCUAUAACAUAUUUACAUGAUGAUCAUUUAAAUAAAGAA